Blastomyces dermatitidis ER-3 is the source of this 592-nucleotide messenger RNA. Its product is annotated as cysteinyl-tRNA synthetase. Gene Ontology annotation, molecular function: cysteine-tRNA ligase activity; ATP binding. NCBI's taxonomy places the organism in Eukaryota, Fungi, Ascomycota, Eurotiomycetes, Onygenales, Ajellomycetaceae. Bases 157 to 417 code for a protein of 86 amino acids. The transcript is spliced from 2 exons. The record is from RefSeq and is a predicted model, not a curated record. Gene Ontology annotation, cellular component: cytoplasm. Gene Ontology annotation, biological process: cysteinyl-tRNA aminoacylation.
UGGAGAACUAUUCUCUGUAUACUAAGGUUAUACAUAAUAGAAACUGUGCUAUAUCAAUGCCAGUUGACUGACUCUUCAACCAACGCCCCAACGUCUCUCUCGGUCUACGCGCCUUCACCACGACAGAGAACAGUCGGGCCAGCGAGCUGCAAGAAUAUGGAAACGACUUACAAGCAGCCCCCUUGGGUACAACCACAAAUGCGUCCUGGAAUAGAUUUAUCUCCUCUUAAGAUGUACAAUUCGUUGACACGAUCCAAGAACGCUUUUAUCCCAAAGGAUCCAGAAGGCCACAGAGUUACCUGGUAUUCUUGUGGACCUACGGUGUACGAUGAUGCUCACCUCGGCCACCCUAGGAACUAUGUUACUACGGACAUAAUUCGCCGGAUAAUGCAGGAUUAUUUUCACUUCAACGUGUAAUUUGUGAUGAAUAUCACUGAUAUGAAUGACAAGGCAUUCUACCACCUGCAGUCUGAGCAGAUUCCGCUAUUUUGAAGCACAGAACUCAUCCAUGAACCCCCCCCCCCCAGAUUAUUGUCAGAGCACGCCAGCAGCACCUCAUCUCAGACUACGUCGCCAAACAUCCGGUAGUCGA